Messenger RNA from Tyto alba (common barn owl), 3560 nucleotides. RefSeq names its product syntaxin-binding protein 4-like. Gene Ontology annotation, molecular function: protein binding. The record is from RefSeq and is a predicted model, not a curated record. The coding region runs from base 132 to 2348 and encodes 738 amino acids. Lineage: Eukaryota; Metazoa; Chordata; Aves; Strigiformes; Tytonidae. The transcript is spliced from 22 exons.
UUAGAUGUAGCCGGCUGCGGCCGGGAGCUGUGCCAGGAGCUGUGCCGGUGAGCCGUGCCAGGGAGCCGUACCGGCCGCGGGCACUCUGAGCUCAUGGCCCCGGGCAGUGGGAGCUGGCCACGGAUGCCCUAAUGGCUCGGCGGGGCUGGUGGCCCUGGAUGACGUCCUACCUCCGUCCCCCUGGCCGCGACCUGGAGCGUUUCGAUGGGCUUUCUCUCAUUUACUGGACACUCAUGGGACCAUAUGGGUUGCGUCGUACGGUACACUGCUUUGAUUUCUACGACUGUGAAAAUGGGCUGGGUAUUAAGGUAAUUGGUGGCAUCAAGGAACUCACUGGAGAAGAAUAUGGAGUUUAUGUCAAGAGGAUCCUUCCAGGGGGUGUUGCUUAUGCAGAUGGGCGCCUGCAGCCAGGAGACCAGAUCCUAGAGGUCAAUGGAGAUUCUCUAAUUGGGGUCGCAAGAGAGAGGGCUGUGGACAUCCUGAGGACGGCAUCGGCCACCAGCCACAUGCACCUUCUUAUAGCCCGCGAUGAUGACGCCAGGAGAGAGUUCUGUGAGCUGCUGGAAAAGUACAGCUCCCAGAGCAACACGGGCUCAGCACGGAGCUCACCAAUCCAGCACAGUGGCAGACGGUACCUGGAAAGUACAUCCUCAGGCUCCUCCCCAUGUUCUCAGAGCCCGCUGCUGCUGAGCCCCGCCGAUUCCCACGGCCCCUUCAUUGGGAACCCGGCACGUCCCCUUCAUGCGCACUACUCCAUUGAAUCAGGAAUCCAGAGCAUUUCUAUAGCAAAAUCCUCCGGCUUAGGGCUGACAAUCUGUGGUGGAUCUAACAGGCCUGAUGGCCCCAUGAUUUAUGUUCAGGAGCUUAUGCCAGAUGGUGACUGUUACAAGGAUGGUCGUCUCCAACCCGGUGACCAGCUAAUCGCUAUCAAUAAAGAUUCUUUGGUGGGAAGCACACAUGAAGAGGCCAGAAAAAUAAUUUCAAAAGCCAAAUUGAGACAUGAGGGAAACACAGAAGUGGCCUUUAUUCCUGGAAGGGGACGGUUACAUCCUGGACUGUCAGUUCAUAACAACAUCCCAGCACCACCUCCAAAGGCUGUGGGAAACGGCCUGAAUUCCUGCAGACUGAGGGUCCACGUGAGGUCCCCAGAGAAUAGACGGGAAAAUAAUUUUUCAGUGCCUUCUUUGUCACCGGACACUUGCCCACCAGAGCUUACCACCUCAGCACCCGCUUUGGCAUCUAAUCAUGAAGCAGCUUCAGACACCAAACCAAAAGUAGCACUGGAUCCCCAUGUCCGGCUCAAGGAAGGGAAACUGGAACUGGUUCUGCAGUAUCUUGGUCUGGAUGUGACUGAGGAGAAGAAGAGGCUGUUAAAGCAAAGCUUGACCACAGACUCACAGGGGACGGUGGCCUACGGAGAUCUUCUCCAAGCACUCAGGGAUCUGAUGCAGGAGGAGCUGAACGAGGCAGGUCUGGAUUCUCACUCCAUGCUCUUCACGCAGCAUGAAGUGGCCAGUUUGCUGGAUACAUCUGCUUUUCACUCUCUGACCUUCGACUCUCUCAGCUGCAAUGGCAAUGAGGAGCUGGAGCAGCUGCACCUGGAAAUGAUGGAUCUGCGGCAAGAAGUCCGAAGGCUAAAGUCGCUCCUGAAAGAGGUGGAGAACAGCAAGAAGUCAAUGGAAGAUGAGCUUCAGAGACUAAACCAGAAAGCACUGGGGUUCCUCUCCGAGAACCGGACGCUGCACAGCAAGCUGCAGAUGGCAAAGGCUGUGCAGAGGCAGGCUCACAGCGCGGAGCAGGACUAUGAGGAAGCAAUCCACUUGCUGGAAGCUGAAAUUGCAGAACUGAAGAUGCAGUUGGCAGGGAAGAAAGCAAAACACGUCUCCGAAAUAGAGGAGGACGUCCGAGAACUGAAAAGACAGUUGUCCCUGGCUGAUGGCCAGUUACGAAAAUCAGAAGUCUCGCGGAAGCGCCUGGAGAUCUGCAAUAGGAAACUGCUCCUGUUUGUGCAGAAUGUCCACAAGGUCCUGAGCACACCCAGUCAUUUACCAGAUGAGAAAAGGGUCAACAGUGAAACAGAAGGGCAUAAAACAGAUGCAGUCUCAGAUACAUCUCUUCCAUCUUCAGAUGUUGUUGGCCUUUUGAUAUCAGAAGCUAAAGAACUGUUAGCAUCAUUCCUCUCCAACAAGGAUGGUUUGCCAUGUGACAGGGACGAGUGCCUGCCUGAUAAAGGAAUCCCAAAUCACAAGGACCAUCUUCAUCAGAAGACUACGUGGCCCCCUCCCGCAAGCCAGACCAAGGGUCAUCAGCUGCAUCCAGCAAGUCCAACCAAAGAACUGCCUAAGUAGCCUACAUCGACCUUUCAUGGCUUGCUCGUGUUCCAAACUGCGACUGUCCAUAACACAGCUACUGCUGUGCUGGGAGAUGAGAAGGACACACCAUGGGUGCUUCAGCUUCCAGGCAAAACAGACUGAGAAAAAAGUUUUCUAACAUGAGACUUUGUGUUUCUUCCUAACUAUCCAAGACUUUAUCAAGAACCUCCCCUGCACGUCUACCUCUGAAUUAUCAUACAAGGCUAUUUGCUCAAGGUUUUGUAGCUUUAUAGGAAAAAUAUUCCUGAGAGGCUACAAGGGCCUGGAUUUCACUGGCAGCCUUUUAGAGCUUGUAUUCUGGGCAGUAAGAGGAGCAUGAACGUACCCAAGGGACUUAGGGGUCUCCAACAGAUUCCUUCUGGUAUUUCAUAUGAAAAACCAAAGUAUAUUUAGUGACUGUAAUCAAAGCAGCCUAAUCUGUAUCAUCCUAGCUGUCUUGGGACAGGUACUUCUCUUUUUAUUCUUUUUGUAUAGCUUAUUCCAGCUGCAAUGCUUGAAAUGGAAAGCACCAUCUCAUCUACCUGUUGGACAAAGAGUGCAGAGAUAGCCAGUUGUAUGCUACUGGCGAUGAUGUAUUGCUGAACACCAAGCACUCCCUGGAGCGCAAGAGAGGACAUAGUGAAUAUAUUUCAAUAAAAGCCCGCAGUGUCACUUGGAAAUUACAUACACUUGGUGCAAGAGUGUAUGUGGAUAGCAAUGAACGGGCUAGAGAUCCAAGAUGAGCACAAGUUCUGGAAAAUAAAAUGGAAACGCUGCUCACAAGGUGUUUGCUUUCUGGGUUAUGAUUGCAGCUGCUGUGUCCAGCAUCUUUGAGACAAAUACCCUGCCUGGGUCCAUUUUUUCCUCCCUCUUAUUUUGGCAGCUGGUAGCCAGAUGCAUUGAGAAGUUGCAGGAAAAUGGGGUGCGUUCUGGCUUUUACACAGAAUUGUUACACUUACUUCAAAUCUCCUUUGUAGGGGUUCAAAGCGUGUGGAUCCUUCAUACCCUAAAAUAAGGGCUUAGGAAAAAUCAUGACCUUCACCAGUAUCUACUGUACUUGAAGAUAUCACUGCACUGUGAGAACAGUAACUCUGUUGUGGAAUCUGAGUCACAUAAAUAACCAGUCUGAAAUUUUGGUUAAACUUAAUCUUACAGCUCAGAGUAAAUGAAAUCUUUUGAAUGCAUGCCUCAGGAUAUAAAUUAAAGGAC